Rasamsonia emersonii CBS 393.64 is the source of this 1098-nucleotide messenger RNA. Its product is annotated as F-box domain protein. The annotation marks the transcript as partial. The record is from RefSeq and is a predicted model, not a curated record. The transcript has a single exon. NCBI's taxonomy places the organism in Eukaryota, Fungi, Ascomycota, Eurotiomycetes, Eurotiales, Trichocomaceae.
CCUGAACUAAUAUUAGAUCAUACAAUGAAGUUAGACAACCUAGCCACGGAGCUUUUGCUCCAUAUUUUCCGCUCCUGCGAUUCCGUGUCCGAUGUCCUGCACCUGGCCGCCACGAAUCGCCGACUGCGUCACGUCUUCAGUACCUCGCAGAAACUAUCGAUACUCUCGCGCGCCGCGGAGGUGGAGUUUGGGCCCCUGGACGACAUUAUCCAGCUCGUUACCCAGAAUGCUAGCCAGCCGGCGCAUCUCAUCCGCGAGGCGUCCAUGUCUGACGCUCUGCUGAAGCAAAUCGUCGAGGUGGGCCGGGUGGCUCAGAAGUGGGAAGCUAUAUACCCCUUGAAGAAGUGGAAGGUCGAUUACGUGAAUCGCCGAUUGCUGACCGACGAGGAGCGCUAUCGUCUGCGUCGCGCGGUGUAUCGGCUCUGGCUCUAUCACCGCGCGUUUCACAAUGGUCUCUACGAUCGUUUCUCUCGUCGGAUUCGCAAUGUCAUUAUGGAACGUGCCCAGCUCUUGCACAACUGGUCGACCGAGGAGCUGGCGGAGAUCGAGGAUCUGCGUCUGGUGAUCCAAGACGUGGUGCAGAACCACAUCUGCCCGAGCAACGGCACCAUCCAGCGCAAAUUCCGCAAGCGGUAUCCGGACAGCAACCAGCCGUUGACGUUCAACGUCCAUUUGAACAACUACCGGAACAAUAAUCUCUCCGCAGGAGGCUCAUACUUCCGCGAAAACAACACCGAGUUCUACACGGCGCAUCCCAGCGAUCCCGCUGCGAAAAGCACUUACAAUUACCGGUUGCGCAACGACUUGUUCCACGACCCAGGCCAGGAAGGCUGGGGCGACGAGAUCCCGCACUACUACGUCGUGCAGGACAUGCUGAAGCUGGAUCCGGCGCAGGUGCUGUGGCUGCGCGAGAACGCGCCGCUCAAGGAGCAUGUGGAGAUGUACAUCCAGUCGCUGGGCGAGUGGUUCCGGAACAAUGGCGAGACGUUUGGCGAUACGCUGGUCUGGGUGCUGAAUGAGCGCGGGGAAGACCCGAAUGAGAUGCGGGUGGCGAUUGAGGAGGGGAAGAUGGGGAUUGCGUGCACGCAGUUGAAUUAA